Olea europaea var. sylvestris is the source of this 577-nucleotide messenger RNA. Its product is annotated as GDSL esterase/lipase APG-like. Gene Ontology annotation, molecular function: hydrolase activity, acting on ester bonds. Gene Ontology annotation, cellular component: apoplast. NCBI's taxonomy places the organism in Eukaryota, Viridiplantae, Streptophyta, Magnoliopsida, Lamiales, Oleaceae. The annotation marks the transcript as partial. The record is from RefSeq and is a predicted model, not a curated record. The transcript has 2 exons.
AUCCUCAAACUUCAAAUCUGUGGAGCCAGGAGAAUCGGGGUGACAUCACUUCCACCAUUGGGCUGCAUUCCAGUAACAAGAACUAUAUUACACGAGAGUGGUUGUGUCUCUAGGAUUAACAGUGAUGCCCAAGGAUUCAACGAAAAGCUCAACUCAUCCGCAAUACAACUCCAGCAACAACUUUCCGGCCUUAAGAUUGUUGUGUUCGACAUCUACAAGCCCCUUUAUGAACUAAUUCAAGAUCCAUCAAAACAAGGUUUUGCAGAAGCAGGGAGAGGUUGCUGUGGUACAGGAACUGUAGAGACAACAGUAAUUCUGUGCAAUCCCAAGUCAAUCGGUACUUGCAGCAAUGCGACUCAGUAUGUGUUUUGGGAUAGUGUGCACCCGUCUCAGUCAGCUAAUCAAGUUCUAGCUAAUGCCUUGAUUUCCCAAGGAAUCAGCCUCAUAGGAUGAUCCAAGAAUUUACUACCUCUUUCAUAUGUAAAUGUUGAGGAUGUUACUUCCUUUAUAUCGAGAAAGGAGCCUCUCCUUUCCUGCUAAUCUGUAGUCCUAAUAAAGAAAGUAGCAUAUUAAAAUA